GUCCGCGCCUCGGGAUUCGACACGGCUCCUGGGUGUACGAGUCAACAGUAGAGAAAUAAACACGGAGAAAUCGUUCGUACGGAGUAGAAUAAAAACAAAACCGGUCCACGAAUUCGCCGAGUGUACAAGUUUAAUUCGCGUUGGAAGGAAAUAUUUGUUUUCAUCGCGAUGGUCUUGUUGUCGUCGUCGUCGUCGUCGCUCACCGUGCCGAUUCUCGAUCGUUCGUAGAUCGUGUCGCUGCGCUCGAAGGUAACAAGGAAACACAAGUGACCACACGGAAAGAGUCGUGUCGUUCGGUGAAUUUAAAAGGGGAUAAAAGGACGUGGAAUACGUGAUAUUAAAUAAAACCGGAGAGACGUCUACUAAACGGACAUCGAGAAAAAGAGAGUGAGAGAGGUAGAGAAAGAAAAAACGGAAGAGAGUUACAUUAAACGUUACGUACUAUGUGGGACGUCACGUCGAGUGACAUCGUAGCCUGGAGACAAAAUGGGGCCCGUUGAAGGGGCCCGGAAGAUCUCAGGGGUCCGAUUAUCAACGGAGGUAUGGAUGUCAUCGGGGACGGGGACGAGCAAACCCUCCAGGCGAUUCUCGGUCGGGACGAUUUCGACGGAGGGCUGGACUUCUCGCAAUUGGAAGAUUUCAUUAACAGCGACAGCGAACAGCCAGCCACAUAUUUCGCGGACACCCUUGCUCACAAUGAAAACGGGGGUGGACCGACCAGCCAUGGAGGCCGCGUCGAAGCGACAACCACUCAGCAACCGCUCUCUCGAUUACCCUCGCCGAUUGCUCAAAGUCAUCCGGUCUCGAGUACUUGCACAUCCGGUACCACGACCGUUCCAAACGGCGCCACUUACAAGGAUCCGCAAUCGUACGUUCACCCACACGCGUUACCGGAAAGUCCACCGGACAGCGGUAGCGAACCACCGUAUUCGCCGCCAGGUCACAACGAUACUCAACACGUGCACUCACCACAUCAAAAGGUAGCUCUACAGGAAAUGCUCCUCCAUCAUCAAGGCAAUCAGGCGAAUUAUGCUCCAAAUAUGUUACCAUCCUCGCCGAGACCCUUACCGUCGUCCACGGAUCCGAUGCUUCUAACGCAUUCAGUUUUAACGUCGCAUCUUGGACCAGGAACCCCGAAUAUUCAACCCCAACAACAGAUAACCCAGAAUCUCGUACCUCUACCGCAUGAACAUAGUCCUGGCGGUAUAAAUACCUUGUACUCUUCGUUGCAAUCGGCGCCUAAGAAGAGAAAAUUGAGCCAGGAUGGACUUGUCCAUGUAAAGCAGGUGCAACGAGAACCUGAACUGGGUACAGUGGAACACAGUUGUAGCAGCAGCAGCGCGGUCCUCGAUGGCGACGAAGUCGCAGACAACAGUUACAUCGAUGCUAGCUACCAGUGCAUCCGUUUCCAUCCGUUUCAGCAGACAUCCUGGCACGUUCUUUGCGACCACAAUCUGAAGGAACUUCCGGUGCCCCAUUACCGGGUGGACGCGGACAAGGGAUUCAAUUUCAGUAACUCGGACGACGCGUUUGUCUGUCAGAAGAAAAAUCAUUUUCAGAUUACUUGCCAUGCUCAGCUCCAAGGAGAAGCUAUAUUCGUCAGAACCGGCGAAGGUCUGAAGAAAAUAAGCAGCUUCCAGUUACACUUUUACGGCGUUAAAGUUGAAUCUCCGACUCAAACGAUCAGAGUCGAACAGAGUCAGAGCGACAGAAGCAAGAAACCGUUCCAUCCGGUGACAGCUGCUUUCAGGGUGGAAUUAGGCGGUGAACGUGUCACCAAGGUGACGGUUGGUCGUCUUCACUUCAGUGAAACGACCAGUAAUAACAUGAGGAAGAAAGGGAAACCGAAUCCGGAUCAGAGAUAUUUUCAUUUGGUUGUUGGAUUGCAUGCUCAUACCGCAGACCAAGCUAGCUAUCAAGUGGUGGCUCAUGCGUCAGAAAGAAUAAUCGUCAGGGCAAGUAAUCCAGGACAAUUCGAGUCGGAAGGCAGCGGUGUUGGCGCCGAAGGUGGUUGGCAAAGAGGAUCAGCUCCAGACAGCGUUUAUCAUGCUGGUCGAGUUGGAAUUAACACAGACAGGCCUGACGAAGCUCUUGUAGUUCAUGGCAACAUGAAGGUGACGGGUCAUAUUGUUCAACCCAGCGACGCACGAGCGAAGCAAAACGUACAGGAAAUAGACACGCGCGAACAACUGCGAAACGUACAGCAGUUGAGAGUUGUUCGUUACAGAUACGCUCCAGAAUUCGCUCAGCAUUCGGGUCUAGGUAUUAAACAGCAAGAGGAUACAGGCGUAAUUGCACAGGAAGUCCAACAAAUACUACCGGAAGCUGUGCUCCCAGCGGGCGAUAUAGUUCUUCCAAAUGGUCAAAGGAUCGAGAACUUUUUGGUGGUGAACAAGGAGAGGAUAUUCAUGGAAAAUGUUGGUGCUGUGAAAGAAUUAUGUAAAGUGACAGACAGCUUGGAAACUCGUAUAGACCAGCUGGAACGAAUAAAUAAACGGUUAGCGAAGUUAAAGAGAGACGACAGUCUGAAAAGUUCGAUCAGUACGAUAUCUAGCAAGACCACUGUACAGGGAAAGGGGAAGAAAAAUGAACGAGAAGACGAGUUUCUUUGUAGCAAUAAGUUCAUCCAGAUCGUCAUUGUUAUACUUAUCCUGAUCAUGGCAUUUUGCCUAGUUGCAAUGGCGACGUUGUAUUUCUUAGAGUAUCAGAAACGUAGCAGCUUCGAGUGGCCGGCGGUAAGCAGCAAUGGAAUGUUGGCUAUAAGACCAGCCCAUCCAUCGACAAUAUCGAGUACACCUAAUUACGAUCCAAGAUACAACUCCUUAUUGGGUAGUACGUUGUCCUCCUUGUACACUAAACAUGGAUCGCACAGCAGAGGUUUAGACAGCAGUUUGUCGGUGAAAAGCGACGCGUUUUCCACCUCGGCUCCGCGCACGAAGCAAGAUUACUACUCUCAUGAAAUAACUUGGUUUCACUCAACCAAACUUGAAAAGAAUAGUGAAUUUCCUGGAAACUGGUUGAGCAGAAAUGGGGCCGGUGUUGUUCCCAGUAAUGUGGAUGAGAAUGAUCAGGGUUCAGAUGUGGAAUCUUCAACUUUGAACAAAGGUCCCAUACCUUUAGGUAGACCAGUAGAUUGUCCCAGACAUUUUAGCGAAUUUGGAAAUCCGUGUAAGGUGCAUUGUUGCACCACCAAGAUGCAUCAGUUUGAGGAGCCACAACCUGAUCACCCUCCAGAGAAGAAAUCAAUUCCAGACCAUAUAGAACAGCCUUUGAACGUACACGAAGAGAAACGGAAGAUAACCAAAGGCUUUCAGAAUGGUAUCAACCCGUCCGAUCCUAGCACGCAGACACUUGUGAAAGAGAAAAAUUAUAUACAUUCUUAUAAGAGGACGAGAAGAGAAACUAACGGUGGAGAUUGGGUGGAAGUAGCCAGUAACGCCGCAGGAUCAUUGCCGCCAGAACCUAAACCACAAUUGUGGAUAGUGGCGGAGAAUUUUAACACUUCGCUCGAUCAAAAGUAUUGCUCUGCAUCCUCGCAGGAUACGCCGAAUAAUAUUACUUGUAUCAUUCCUUUGUCCAAGUACAUGCCAGACGUUCGUCUCACGUUGCAUUUUGUCGGAAUGCCUUGGUACGGGCAAGUAGUGCAACAAUGCACUUCGUUAACGAAUCCUGGCAUCGACGAAUCUAUGAUAUGCAGUCCAAAAGACGCGAUACAACAACAAACUGAGUUGAAAAUUGAUAUUGAAAGUAAUAAUCAACGAGGAGAUCAAUCGUUUCCUCUUGACGUUGCUCAUUAUCUCAGGAAAACGUUGAGGUUUCGUGUGCCUACUGUACAGCCACAAGAGAAUAUUUGUAAGAAUAAACAUGGUGUCGAUUAUUCCGAAUAUACAUUGCACUUUUAUCGAGAUUGUGACGAAUGAUUGAUUUUUAUAACAUGACAUAAUCCAAUGAUAUCCAUGUUUCUAUUCCAAAAAAAAGGAAGAUUGUGAAUUCAAGUACUACAGGACCUUCUUGUGCCUUCGUAACGUACUCCAUCUCUAUUUUCUCCAAUUAUGAAAUUAUACACCAUAUAUUUGGUAAUAUAUGUAUCGUCGAAUAAAUCUCAAACUAUUUUAUAUGUUAUUAUAAUGUAUUGUGUAGCGUGACGAUUUUAAUGAUCAUUAGGAACGGAUAGAUCGUAGAGACUCAAAGAUAUUAGAUUGUAAUGUAACAGAAUCUUAAACUUUUACACUUCGUUGAAAAACACGAAGUAGUCGACAAUUGAUGUUCGAUGAUUAUCAAUCUUCGUAGCGUCAACUUUCUUCUUUUCACUGAAAAUUGUGAAAGUAAUAUUUUGAACGAUAGCAACAUGUAAAUAUCAUUUUUUUAAAUCUGACCGCAACGCAAUCAGUCUAUCGGCUAUUAAAUUGUAUCUUUUCAGUGGUUUCUACGUUAUCUACAAUCAUGUACAGAAUACUACUAUUAUUAUCAAACAAAUGAAGAAAAUAUUUGCACGUUAAUGAAUGCUGAUCGAAUAGAAGGAUUGAAAGCAUCACGUACACACACACACAUGUGCACAUAUAAAGAGGGAUGAUCUAAAAGCUUUGGUUAAAGACGAAAUGAUGUACAAAGUAAUAUUAAAUAUUCAUCUUGUUAUAUAUGUUACGUACGUCGAAUACGUAAUGGUAUCGAUUUUUGUUUAAGAACUCGCUCUUCGUUUUACAUGUCAUUUAAAUUCGUACAUUUUUUUUCUAAUUACUUUCAUUCGAACGACGAUAGGUGUUUGUAAAACACGGUAUCAUGGAGUUUCAAGUUCCUAAAAGGUAUUGUAUAAUAAUUGUCUAUUUCGUACGGUAGAAUUAGUCGAAGAAAUUUCAUUUGCACAUUUUCGAUCGCGGAAGCGAUUAUAUUAACACGUUGGCUGUCACAGGAUAUUAAGAAUUGAUUUACUAUUUCUAUAACCAUUUUUUUUUUAUUUAUUCAAUUAAAUUAAAUUGGUAGAGCUGAUGACCCCAGUGGCAAUCAACGCGUUAAUUACAUGCGAGUAUGUAAUUAAUAUUAUUGUUGCUAUCAUCGCUAUUGUUGCUCGAAAAUAUAUUAGAACCACUAUUAUCAAUAUGAAUCCGAAAUAUGAUUUCUAUUCGUGAGAUUCUAAGUGCUGUUCUGUUAAUCGCUUUAGUUUAUAUACUCGAAGAAGACAUAAUUUUUUAAAUUAAUUAGUACAUCAGUAGAUUAUGCUGAAAGAGCUUGAGCUACAAAGGGAUCUAUGUAUAUACUUUCGCACAAGAUAAAUUGUCGUUAAUCUUCUUCAGGAACUUCGACGAUUAUUCGUGUUUUAUAAACCGAACUAAAAGAUCUUUUUUCUUCAUUAUUUCAAUUUAUUAUUUAUGCGUAAGUAUAUACGAUCAGCAUGCCACUUCUGCCGUCCAUACGUUUUCCAUUACGCGAAGACAUUUACGAUAAGUUUUAAGCGAACAUUUAUCCAAUCAUGGAUAUAUAUAUAUUUUUACAGAAAGUGCUGCGAUUAGCAUGUAAAAAAGAAUACAACGAUAUUGUACAGUAAAAUGUAAUUGAAAUGCAACUACAUUGCAUUAUACACUAUUAAAACAAUUAACGCGUUGAUUGUCAUGGGGGUCAUUAAUAACAGACGCUACAAAUUUAUAAGUAUAAAAAUACUCUAAAGAAAAUUUUAUGUAUUGUUAAUAUUAUAUUAAUUAUAAGAUAGCACGUGGCAAGUGUAAUAUUCCAAAAUAAGAAUGAUUUCACUUCUAAAUGAAAUUCAUCAGGGGUCCCUGAUGACCUUUAUGCCAAUCAACGCGUUAACGAACAAGAAACUAAACUUUCGAUUCGAGGUUUUAAAUGUUAUUUAAUGCCUUUUUACGUAUUUUUCUCUGUUCGAAUACGUAAUCACACAAAUACACGAACAAAUUCUUUUAACGAUGACAAAAAGGUCACGCUGAUGAUUUUUGCAGCAUCACCACGUAUUAAUGUUAUUGUAAUACGAUUAUAAAUUAUUAUUAUACAUUAUAUAUAUACAUAUAUUUAAACACGCACGUGUACAUGAUAUUACAGCAACAUUAAUGUUGAAUCUAUCGUCACUAUUUCUUCUUUCCUAUACAGACACCAGAUUCUGUAUAUUGAAAAAUGAUAUUUGUAUGAUAUAUAUUUAACUUAGGGUAGUAUUCUUUCUUGAAAAAAAUUCUCUAUUGUAAUGCCGACAUCUGUAUAUUUUUCAUUUAUCAUUCGCAUCGAUCAAAUUGUAAUUCUUCGUUGUUUCUUCUACGUUCAACCCCUUGUUUCAUUUCUAAAAUACUAUUUUAUAUUUCAAUCGAAUUUUAAUAUAAAUUUACAGACAAUUGCUAGAGGAGAAUUAUGUACAAUUAUUUUAAUUUUUAAAAAUGAUUAGGCAAGGGGUUUUGUUAUUUGUUUUUAUAUUUUAAUGUACCAUAGCGUGGUUAAGAAUGAUUUAUCAUUUGCAAAUUGAGAAAAAGAGUGUCAUAAUGUUGAAAGAGAAAGAAAGAGCGUUUUAUUUUUCGAGACAUUCAGUUCUGAGACGAAACAGAAGCUGUUUAAAAUGUAGGUAGUACAAUAAUUUGAAAUCCGAUGCAAUCACAGUAGAAUUUGUACAUAAAACUUGAGGGUAGCAAUGGGUAGUACCUCUUUGUACUACAUCUCUUUUUUCGGUGAAACGUUGUUAGCUUUAAGCAAUUAGCAAUCAUGUAAUUAUAAACAAGUCGUUGUAUUAAUAUCAACGAGAGAGAUUACUCGUAAAGACAUUAAUUUUAACGUGGUAUCGUAUGUAUUAUAUUGCCCGAUCAAUGGUCAUUCCAUCUAGUAUUAAACGUUUAGAACGACUAUAGACGAUUGUCUAAAUAUUUGAAUAUUUUGCGAGAAAAGGGUACAUAGAAAAAUUGCUGCUCGAGACAGUGACUUUUAUCGAAGCCUCGGUUCCAUCUAUAAACUAUUAAUUUUUUCAAAUAAAAUAGAAACUUUCUGUCAGAGGCUUAAUAUUUCACGACCUCUUAUUGUUAGAAAAUUUUCGAAUACUCGACAAUUACUUUGAUAUAACUUAAUAUAGCAAUUCUGAAAAAAAUUGUAAAUUAGCUUGCUUCAAUGAAGAAGUUUAUGAAAAUUUCAGAAAUGAUUUAUAUAAAUUGACCUAGUCUCAUUCUACUGUUUUAACAAAAUAUUUAUCUUUUCUACUAACGUUAAAAACGCGUUUCAUUAACGCGACAAUUUAUCUUUGUUCACCUUGUCGAGCAUCGAACAGUACUAUUUAUGUAUAUUUGAACAAAAACGCAUGUAAAUGUUAUAUUCACAUAUUUAUGAAUGUAUCGUUAAAAUAAAAAAAGCAUAUAUAUAUAAAGAAUCUGUAUUCGUAGGAAAAUAAAGAUACUGCUGCAGAAUAUACACAGUA
Molecule: messenger RNA, 7396 nt
Organism: Osmia lignaria (orchard mason bee)
Lineage: Eukaryota; Metazoa; Arthropoda; Insecta; Hymenoptera; Megachilidae
Product: myelin regulatory factor
Biological process (GO): protein autoprocessing; positive regulation of DNA-templated transcription
Cellular component (GO): endoplasmic reticulum membrane; nucleus
Molecular function (GO): sequence-specific DNA binding; DNA-binding transcription factor activity
Source: RefSeq, a predicted model, not a curated record